Messenger RNA from Dissoconium aciculare CBS 342.82, 3746 nucleotides. RefSeq lists its product as uncharacterized. NCBI's taxonomy places the organism in Eukaryota, Fungi, Ascomycota, Dothideomycetes, Mycosphaerellales, Dissoconiaceae. The coding region runs from base 187 to 3510 and encodes 1107 amino acids. The record is from RefSeq and is a predicted model, not a curated record. Gene Ontology annotation, molecular function: protein binding. The transcript has a single exon.
CCGGCUCUCUUGCGCCGUCGCACCGACCACAGAGAACUUCCCCGGCCGGAUAACCAAGACGGCGACGACAAAGCCUCCGGCAAUCCGUUCGGGACGCUGAAACGCCUACCGACCGGUCAGAUUGCUACAGGCUUUGGUAGCGCUUCGCCCUGGUCUGCUGGUCCCAAUUCUGCUGCUCUGUCGCCAAUGGGUACCUUUGGAUCUUUCGCGUCGGCAGGUGCUUCGGGAUCGCAAGGCAUUUUGGGCGACAAGCGUCCAGGAAUCGGAAGUGGAAGGACGGAGAGUAGAUUCAAAAAUCUUUUGAGUAAGGACAGUCAUGAAGACGUGAGUUUGGGUACUGGGGAGAGUAAAUCUGGCCAUCCUGGCGCGGCGAGACAACAUCAGGACGAACAGGAUGACGACGAUGAUGAUUCGGCCAAUCCUGCAGAGGACUCGGUUCCAGCUGGAAGCGCUUCGCUCGUUGCCGACGCCGAUCUUAGCCCCCCACAACAAAGGCAGGCCUAUCGUGGCUUCGGGACACCUCACCGACAGGGCAACGCAGACGGUAACGCCUUUGCUGCAUUUGGCAUGAACUCUACCAUGGGCGGAUUCGGCUCUGGCUUCGCUCAUCAUCAGCAGACUCCUGCAAAUCAACGUAACGGACCUGGUCACGGAAAUGGCAAUGAACCUAUGAGCCCGACGGACACCAAUCCUUACCAAUCACCCGACCAGAAUAAUGUUAUUCGCACGCACGAAGAAAGCGACUUGAGCGAAGCCGACCUGCGAAAGCAUCUAGCGGGUCUUGGAGGCUCGAGUUCCGACCUUUCAGGUCAGCCAGGAAUCUUGAGCGGUCUCGGCGCUCUGCCGUCCCAUGCACUUCGUGGCCCUGGACCUGUCGGACCAGCAAGCGACAGGAGCCAAACUUCCAGCGUCGCGCCCGGUCGUGGAUUUCCAACCCUCUCUGGUCUGGGCCAACUUGGCGGCGGUCCCGGCUCCAACGCCUGGCCUGGAACCCAAGGAGCAAUUGGCACACCUACUAGACAGGCAGCUGGCUUGUCGAACGUGUUGAAUGGUGGUGUUUUUGGAAACUCAAUGUCUGACCUACACUCUCCUGGUGGGUUUGGCGGCUUGGGCUCGUCGAACUUGAUCGGCUCUUCUGGUGCGCCUUUCGGGGGCAGCAGAAUGGCGAGCGUUUUCCCGCAAGCUAUGCAAGAUCAGAUGCGCCAACCUGAACACAAACAAGAUGACCUGCAUGACAGGGUCGGAGCUUUCGCCGGUCUCGGAGAACUUGGAAGGAGCAGUGAUAGCCCUUUCAACAAUUCGUCCUUUGGCGAAGGUCAUCAAGAUCAAGGGCCUGACAGCCAAACGGGACAGUUCAGCGGCCUCGGUCAACAAAUGGGACAGCUGGACCUUGGCUCUCAUCCCCAUGGUCAAUCACAAGUGUUGGGCAGCUCGGCCUCGAAUCAACCACCAGCUCCGCAGCAGCGUACGAUGGUCAUGCCUGACCGGAUGCGAUGGAUUUAUCGUGAUCCACAAGGUCAGACCCAAGGUCCCUGGUCUGGCCUGGAGAUGCACGAUUGGUACAAGGCAGGCUUCUUCUCACCCGAAUUGCUGGUCAAGAAAUAUGAAGAUCAGGACUAUGAGCCACUGGCGCAGCUUAUCAGACGCAUAGGAAACUCCCGUGAGCCGUUCCUGGUGCCUCAGAUCGGCAUCCCGCAUGGUGCACCAUCUGGCAGCGGUCCGAAUGCCUGGGCCGGCACGGGAUCGCUUGCGAGCAAUGGUGCAGCACCCAUCGGUGGAGCUCAGCCUCCAUUUGCUUCCAGCUUCCCUAGCUUUGGAACCACCCUGACCGCGGACCAGCAAAAUGCCUUGGAACGCCGUAAGCAAGAAGAGCAAUAUCUCAUGGCUCGUCAGAAAGAGCAUCUGGCCCAAGCACAGAUGAGUCAGCGCUUCCAGAUGCAAGGUGUCGGUCACCCGGGACUCAUUCCUGGUCAGCUCCAUCACCACAGCAGUGCGCACAGCCUGCACUCGCAACAAAGUUUCGGCAGCAUCACAGGGCCAGGGACUGGAUACCAGCAAGGGCCGCCAGCUGCAGCUCAUCAGCCCGGUUUCUUCGACAACUCGUUCCGAGCACCGCAGCCUAUUGGCGCAGGCACUAUCGGCUCGGGCGUCGAUGCCCUAGGUCAGAUCAGAGAAGAAGAUCCAUCGGGUCUGCUAGGUCGUUCAACCCUGAUCGGCAACCGCGCUGGCCCAGGUCAGUUUGGUGCUCCCGGUCAGCCUGCCAUCGGACAACAGCAAAGCCUUGGUGGUGGUAAGGAGCCCCACGAUGAUCGUGUGCAUCAAAUGCUGCAGGACCGCGCCCGUCUCGAGCAGGAACAAGCCGACUUUGAUGCCCAGAAUGAAGAUGACGACGAAGCCGAUGAAUCGAACGAUCGGCUGCAGGAGUUUGAGCAAUUACAGUCACGGGAAGAGAAUAUUCCCGCAACAGCGGGCAAAAGAUUGCCGCAAGUUCAGGCACAACGAGCACAAGCGGAGAGCUCGGCGUCUCAGAGCAGCAUCAGCUCUCCUGUACACGAUGCUGUGCAAGCCAAGGAGCAGUUUGCCAGGGACUCGAUCACCAAAACCGCCGAGCCAGGCCUCCCCCAGCCGUUCCCUGCGCCCGCAGUCGCCAAGAUGCCUCUCGCUGCCCCUGAGCCUCAGCGGCCCGGACGUCCCGUCGUUGCCGAGCAUCUUCAGCAAGAGCCUCGCGAUCACUCCGAGACACCUUCGGUCGAGGCCAAGAUCGCUCCUUGGGCCAAUAAGGAAGUCGGCGAGACCACCAAGGGUCCUUCACUCAAAGAAAUCCAGGAGAUGGAAGCGAAGCAAGCUGCAAAAGCGGAGGAACUUGCCAUCGCGGCUCGUCGCGCCGCUCUUCAAAAGGCCAUGGAGGCUGAAGCACAAGCUGCCAUCGUUCAGCCGGGCUUGCCGGCCGCAUCGAAUUGGGCGACUGGUUCUCCUGCGACUCCGACCGGCCCUGGACCUGCAGCAUGGGCCAAGACCGCUCAGAAGACCGCUGGCCCUGCUCAGGCCAAGAGCAUGGCUCAGAUCCAGAAGGAAGAGGAGGCCCGCAAGCGCAAGCUCGCCGCCGCAGCCGCUUUGAGUCAAACCAACAGCACAGCCAACGUCGCUGUUGCAAGUGGCGGAAAGAGCUAUGCCAACCUCGCUGGUAAGGUCUCCUUGCCGACUACAGGACCUACCGUCGGAGGCGCCUGGACCACUGUCGGCGCUAGCGGCAAGGUGAAGACCCCACUACCAGCCGCUCCAUCCACUGGUAGCAGAGCUGUCAGCGCCAGCAUACUGCCCACCGUCCAGAGCGCAGCAUCAGCAGCGGUUCGCAAGGUCCCUUCGCGAAGCUCCACACUGCUCCCCGGCGCGGUGAAUGCGCAGGAUGAAUUUAAGAAAUGGGCCGCCAACGAGCUGCGACCAGAUCUGAGCAAAGGCAUCUUAGGUAAGAGCUUCUUGAUCUACAUUAUUUUGAUAUCUGCAUUCUAACCCAAGCUUCUCCAAUAGCCGAGGACUUCGUUUCCUCCCUAACAAUGCUCCCCGCCGAGUCCGACAUCAUCACCGAGGCUGUCCACGGUGCCUCCAGCACCCUCGACAGCCGCCACUUCGCCGAGGAGUUCCUGCGCCGCAAGAAGCUCGCCGACAAGGGCCUCGUCGACGCCGCUCCCCUCAAGUCAGCCUCGCCUCACCACGCGGCGGGCGAAGGCAAGGCCGGUGGCUGGAAC